GUCAACAUCUCGCUUGGUCAGGAUGAGCGCAGCCAGAAAAUGGCGGAUAUUGAGGAGUUACGGGUAGGCGAAAGUGUUAUGAUAGCUGGCCGUUGCUUUGCACUUUGACGGAGUCUAAAACAAAGUUUUAUUUGCUAGGCUUUAGAUGUUAUCGUUUUAUUUCUUAUAGAAACCCAUAAACAGUCGGUUUUUUAUCGAUUUGCAGUCAUAAGAGCGUCAAUAUGUGUUCCCCAGUCGUAGGCCAGAGAGUCGACACUCUGAAGCCCGGACCUGUUCUAAAGUGCUAGCACUAGCCACCUAGCCUGCUAGCUUCCAGCUGCUUCGCUAGCUAUCAAGGUGCUUGGGCUUCAGCUACAUGUCUUUAUCAGUCUGCGUUUUUGGGGAUAUUAGUGCUCGGUUCUCAUGGUGCAUGGUGUGGGAAAUAAUAAUAUGAUAUCAAGUUUCCGCGUCUCGGAGCUCCAGGUAUUGCUAGGUUUUGCUGGAAGGAACAAGAGUGGUCGCAAGCAUGAACUCCUGCUGAGGGCUUUGCAUUUGCUCAAGAGUGACUGUAGCCCUGCCGUGCAGCUCAAAAUCAAGGACCUGUAUCGCCGGAGAUACCCGAGGACAUUAGACAGUCUUGCCGAACUGACAGCGCUAAAGUCAAGCAUAGAUUCGUACCUACAUUCUGAAGAAGGAUCUACAGUUGUGAGUCCCGACCUUUCUCCUGCAGUUAGUCCAUCAGAUUCAGCUCGAAACGUGGUGCCCGUUAAAUCGGCCGUGUUUCAUGACUCAAAACCCAGGAUGAACAUGCAGCAGCCGACACCGCUCAUGCCUCCCGUCCACCCGGAUGUCCAGAUGAAGUCCCUUCCAUUUUAUGACGUGUUGGACGUUUUGAUCAAACCGUCAAGUUUAGGGGCCAGCACUGUUCAGAGAUUUCAUCAAGAAAAAUACUUUAUUUUUGCCUUGACCCCACAGCAAGUACGAGAAGUUUGCAUUUCACGGGAUUUCCUUCCUGGUGGCAGAAGAGAUUACAUGGUUCAAAUACAACUUCGGUUUUGCCUUUCAGAGACGAGCUGCCCUCAAGAGGACAACUAUCCCAAUAGUCUUUGCAUCAAAGUCAAUGGGAAGCUCUUUCCUCUGCCGGGUUAUGCGCCACCUCCUAAGAAUGGCGUAGAGCAGAAGAGACCAGGCAGACCUUUAAACAUCACCUCUCUUGUCAGAUUAUCGUCUGCCGUCCCCAAUCAGAUAUCAGUCACUUGGGCACCUGAAAUCGGGAAGACAUAUUCCAUGUCGGUGUAUUUGGUACGGCAGCUGACAUCACCCUUGUUACUACAGAGAUUACGAAUGAAGGGAAUCAGAAACCCAGACCACUCAAGAGCACUUAUAAAAGAAAAGCUCACUGCAGACCCGGACAGUGAAAUAGCCACAACCAGCUUGCGUGUCUCACUUAUGUGCCCACUUGGAAAAAUGCGGCUCACUGUGCCCUGUCGAGCAGUGACCUGCUCACAUCUCCAGUGUUUCGACGCUGCAUUAUACCUGCAAAUGAAUGAGAAGAAGCCCACCUGGAUCUGCCCCGUGUGUGACAAGAAAGCUGCAUAUGACAGUCUGAUCAUCGAUGGGCUCUUCAUGGAAAUAUUAAAUGACUGCACAGACGUGGACGAAAUCAAGUUCCAAGAGGACGGAACCUGGUGCCCAAUGAGACCAAAGAAGGAGACACUGAAAGUGUCAUCUCCAUGUUUACCCAAAAUUGAGUGCACUGCCCCUGUGCGUCCGAGUGCGGUUGUUCCUCACUCAGAACCCAGCAGUACGAAAAAAGCUGAUGUGAUCGACCUGACACUCGAAAGCUCGUCAGAUGAAGAAGCAGAGCCGGACCCUCCCCUGAAAAGGCGAUGUGUCUACAUGUCCAAAACUGAGGAGGUGCAUAGUAGCAAAGGGGUUUUGACUUAUCAGCCAUCAACAGUCCGAGUGCCAAACGUCCAGCCGCUGGACACUUCUUACUUAACUUCCUCCAUUGCAGACUAUGCAGUUCCAUUCCACCAUUCAACACUGUCUACAAUUCCCACCGAUAUGCAAGGUCUUGACUUAUUUUCGCUACUUCAAGCAGAUUCUCAGCAUUACCGAACCCCUGUGUUCCUGGAGAAUCUGUCCAGCAGCAUUCAGAGUGGCACCAGCAGCUCCAGUCUCAUGGCCUCAUCUGUCCAAUACGACUCGACUUCACACCGAGGAAGCUCCAGCCACGAAACAGGAGUCAUCACCGGAGGAUCCUCAACUCUUUCAGAUAUCAUCUCGCUAGAUUGAGUCAUGGUUUCGUGUCUCCCCAAUCAUCUAAACAAACUGCCACGGACCGUGCUUCUUAAAAAAAAAAACUCACGUAUCUGACAUCAAUUGCAGUUAAAUAUUCUUUACUAAUAUGGUAGCCAAUAUGCACAUGGAUAACAAAGUUGGUUGCGUCUUAUGGUUUUCAGAAACCCAGCAAUGUGUCUUUCUGUUUCUGAGGAAUUAAUUUUACAGUGACUGAUACCCAAUGCCUUUCUGCCUGGGAGAAAACUGAGGGACUGGAACUUUAGACACAUUGGGACUAGUUUAUGGACCUGCGUGUAUUUGUAUGUGAACUUUUUCCUCUUUUUACUAUUUAAACCACAUGUUUUUUAAUUAAUCACCGCAAAACCUCAACGAUGACCUUUAUAUUUGGAGAAAGAAAAAAAAAUCAGGAGUGUACAUAAUUUGUUUUGUAUUGAGUGGCAUACCAUACAAAUCAGUAUCCGUUUAAAUGAAGCUGUUUUAUUGCAUAAUGUAUGGGUCGCAAUUUCAUGCUGCAGUUUGUAGCUGCAUUUUUAGAUUCAUUUAUUUUUGGGCCAUUCGGGUUGGUGGAGACAUAAUCAAGCCAUGAUGCAAUGACAUCUUUUAUGUUUUGUGUUUGUUUUUUUUUUUUCUUCCUUGUGAAACCUCUGUACUGUGUUUUUGUAUCAUUACCAUUUGCGUUUUCUUUUGAAAAACAGCGCUGCAGAAGCCGGUUUCACAUCAGUGCUUAGACCCGAAAGUAGAAAAUGGUCAAAACAGGUUUAAUGCCCAGAGGGGGUACACUGCGAAACAGGUUUCCUGGUUUGGUUAAGCUUUUGGACUCUUGCCGUCAAAAUGUGGUUCUGUUGAUUUCAUUAGGGUUUUCUGAAUCCAGCUUUCAUUUUGGACUUGUUCAGAAGUGUACCCCAACAUAUAAAGGGCUAAUAGCCCAGGUCUCAAUAAAGGCAGCAAUUUGUGGCACCAGCUCCAAUGUACUAGCUAGUCAUGGUAUUGUCUGGCAUUUUUAAUUCACUUCGUAUAAUUCUCUUUAAAUAAUGGCCACAUGCUAUUGCUUUCAUAGAGAACAACAAUGUUGACAGAUCCCAUGUCUUCUUUCUAACGGAGUAAAUUACGUCUGCCUUCAAAUAUGUAAUAAAGCACAUGAUCACUUUUUUUUUU
Molecule: messenger RNA, 3438 nt
Organism: Hemibagrus wyckioides
Lineage: Eukaryota; Metazoa; Chordata; Actinopteri; Siluriformes; Bagridae
Gene: pias2
Product: protein inhibitor of activated STAT, 2
Exons: 14
Coding region: 403-2277 (624 amino acids)
Biological process (GO): protein sumoylation; regulation of transcription by RNA polymerase II
Molecular function (GO): zinc ion binding; SUMO ligase activity; transcription coregulator activity
Source: RefSeq, a predicted model, not a curated record